AUGCUAUCCACACCGUGUCCCGGAACACCCAAGCCGUCGGUAGAACUUGACGAGGACGUUGCAAAACGCAAAAUGAGCACGGCGGUCGAAAUGCCGGGCGUUGAACUCAAUCCGGCCACCGAAAGAAAGCUGGUCCGGAAGAUUGAUCUCUUUCUUCUCCCGGCCAUCUGGAUUGUGUAUCUUCUUUCAUACAUGGACCGGUCCAAUCUCGGAAACGCCAGGGUGGCGGGAAUGGGAGAUGAUCUUCACAUUACAGAGGAUCGAUACUUUCUAGCCGUGGUCCUAUUCCAGGUUGGAUACGUGGUUGCGGAAGUGCCAUGUAACAUGAUUCUGGCCCGGUCCCGGCCGUCGCUGUUUAUCCCGGCCAUCAUGAUAUGCUGGGGAGCCGUUUGCGCGGCCGUGGGCUCGGUCAAGACAUGGCAGCAGCUGGUGGCAGCGCGUUUUAUACUAGGGGUAGCCGAAGCAGGGUUCAGCCCUGCCAUUAUGUUCAUCAUAUCUAGCUGGUAUCGGCGGCAUGAGCAGUCUAAGCGGUACCUCGCCUUUCACAGUGCCGGCAUCGUGUCGGGCGCCUUCGGCAGUAUCGUGGCGGGCGCAAUCACCGACGGGCUUGAAGGCGCACGGGGGAUGGCGGGAUGGCGCUGGCUGUUCAUCAUCGAGGGCGUCGUGACGGUGACUGUCGCUUUCGUCAUCCCUUUUAUCUUGCUCGACUAUCCGUUGACAUCGAAGAAGCUUCAACCCCAUGAGCGCCAACUAGCUUAUUCCCGCCUACGAGCCGAUGGCAUCACCAGCCGCAACGAUGCGACAGAACAUCGCAUUGGACACAUGAAGGCCUUUUGGAUCUCGGUCUCGACUUGGAGGCUAUGGAUCCUGUCAGUGGGAUACAUGACUAUCAUCGGAUGCAUGUCACUCGCGUAUUUCUAUCCUGGCUUUGUUGAACGUUUAGGCUAUGACGAGAGCCAGGCACAGUACAUGACCGCGCCCCUCUACGCCGUUGCACUCUCCAUCGCCAUCCCGCUAUGUAUCCUCGCCGACCGCGUCCCACGAUACCAGGCCUUGUUUGUCACGUCCGUGCUGCUGGUAUUUGGAACCUUGAUGUGCGUACUCUCGGCGGCCGUUCAUGGCGCCACCGCGCGAUAUGUCUUUCUCUGCUUCGUAAACACGGCCGUGUGGGCCGGGAAUCCGCUAUCCCUCAGCUACAUCAGCAUGGUUCUGGGCCCGGUCCAGCCGGAAGUGAGAGCGAUCUCGUUUGCUAUCAUCAAUGGCUGUGCCAACUUAGCCCAGCUGUACGGAACGUACAUUUUCACCGUCGCGAAACCCCCGGGCUAUACAAUGGGCUUUGCGGUCUACUCUGGCAUCAUGGCAUUUGGAGCCGUCACCUUUCUCUCUAGCUUUUACCUAUUUCGAAGAUGGCCGUACAAGGCCAUUGAGGUUUUUUGA
This is a messenger RNA of Aspergillus steynii IBT 23096, 1437 nucleotides long. Its product is annotated as pantothenate transporter liz1. Lineage: Eukaryota; Fungi; Ascomycota; Eurotiomycetes; Eurotiales; Aspergillaceae. The record is from RefSeq and is a predicted model, not a curated record. Gene Ontology annotation, biological process: transmembrane transport. The coding region runs from base 1 to 1437 and encodes 478 amino acids. Gene Ontology annotation, cellular component: membrane. The transcript has 4 exons. Gene Ontology annotation, molecular function: transmembrane transporter activity.